Molecule: messenger RNA, 922 nt
Organism: Erigeron canadensis
Lineage: Eukaryota; Viridiplantae; Streptophyta; Magnoliopsida; Asterales; Asteraceae
Product: rRNA-processing protein FCF1 homolog
Exons: 9
Coding region: 99-695 (198 amino acids)
Cellular component (GO): small-subunit processome; nucleolus
Source: RefSeq, a predicted model, not a curated record
UUGUAUCAAGGUCUUUACUUUUUAGGGUUUAUUGUCCCCUGUAACACCAAAAUCUCAAAAUUUCACAUUUUUAGGGUUUAUCAAACACAAACACAAAAAUGGGAAGAGCUAAAAAAGGUCCCAAAUUUGCUACAAUGAAGAAAAUGGUCACUCGCAAAGCAAUUAAACUACAUAAAGAAGAGGUUUUGAACCCAAAUAAAAAAGAUUUAACUAAAGAAAACCUCCCCAGAAACGUACCUUAUGUAUCAUCUGCUUUGUUCUUUACUUACAAUACUGCUCUUGGACCGCCUUAUCGAGUUAUAGUUGAUACUAAUUUCAUCAAUUUUUCCAUCCAAAAUAAAUUGGAUUUGGAGAAGGGAAUGAUGGACUGCUUAUAUGCUAAAUGUACUCCAUGUAUUACCGAUUGUGUGAUGGCUGAACUUGAAAAGCUUGGUCAGAAAUACCGUGUUGCUUUGAGAAUUGCCAAGGAUCCUAGAUUUGAAAGGCUUCCCUGCACUCAUAAAGGAACUUAUGCUGAUGACUGCAUUGUUGAAAGAGUUACACAGCACAAGUGUUAUAUGGUAGCGACAUGCGAUAGAGAUUUAAAGCGUAGGAUUCGCAAGAUACCUGGUGUGCCAAUUAUGUAUAUCACCCAACACAAGUACUCUAUUGAAAGAUUGCCUGAAGCAACAAUGGGUGGUGCUCCAAGAAUAUGAAAUUGAGGUGUUUUUGCACGUUGUCAAUGAUCAGAUUUGCUCGAGUUGAAUCUCAGAUCUCGUAGAAACCACUGCCAACUGUUACAAGUGUCUAUCGUUCUUCAAGAUUGUAUCACCUUUUUAUAUUUUUAUUAUAGAGGCAAUCUUAUAAUGCAUAACGUUUAAUUACUUGAGAAGCAAUUAGUGUUCUAUAAUUUAGUUUUCAAUGACACUGUUUGUUCCUAUCA